CGAACUGACCGAUUAUCGAUUAUCAAGUCCAUGAUUUGUGUGACGUCAUGAUGAACUGUUUUCACCGAAAAAAUUGCACGAAGUGACACAAUCUGUUUCCUGAAACACUGCCAAUCGUAUCAUCGUUGUGACAAGAGGACAACUGUCCCAUCAUGCAAGAGUUCAGGCAUUUCGAUCCACAGAAGCUGGAGCUGCUAGAAGCACGUAUCAAAGGAAAUCGCUCCUCUCAGCAACCCAUCAUGAUAGCUGAUGAUUCCAAUCAUAGCACGAGCACAUGCAGCAGGGGUUCACCUAGUGAUGAUAUAGAGGUCAUGCAGUCAGAAACCCCAGAAAAGGAGAGGAAGAAGAGGAAAAGAAAAGGGCAAGAUAGUGAUCUAUCAGGUCCAAAGAAGAUAAGUGAAUAUUUUAAGGCAGCAACAUCAUUAAGUCCAGGACGGACCAGUCUGGGCAUAGGUAUCCUACCCAAGUCACCACCAUCUAGUUCAUAUCCUAGUCAAAUGAUGUCAUCACCAUGUGGUAACAGCAACGACUACAUCUCACAUUCUUCCCAAUCACCCAAACCAGCCAGGCCUAGGUUUUCAGAAAGCAGCUCAAUAUCAACUCAGACUGAAAUGAGUUUACAAGAUCUAGAACUAAAAGAAAGGCAACAUCAAUCUCACAUGAGGGUGAAAGAAGAGACGAUAGAAACGCUCAAUAGUACAACUCAGGAUUUACAACGGAGGUUAGAUAGUGCUCAGAAACUUUUAGAAAAGGUUAAAGAACAGUCCAAGAAAAGUACAGAGAAGAUUAAACAACUUCUUAUUGAGAAGGCGCGAGCUGAAAACAAAGAAGCACGGACGAAGAGCAUGGAGGAUCGGCUAAGGCUAGGACAGUUCACCACCCAGAGGCAAGGGGCCAAAUUUGUUGAAACCUGGAACGAUGGCUAUGCAUUCACUGAUCUUGUCAAGCGCCAGGAGAAAAUUGCCAAAGAAAGGGAGGAGCUGGACCAGCAAAGGAAAUCCUUAAUGAAGAGGAAACCUCCAAAUAGUCCCCAUCCCAGUUCCAAGUCCAGGCCCAAACAGAACGGACCCAACGAUGAAGGAUUCGCCAAACCUUUCCCAGAGUUUAUGAACCAUGCCGAGUUUUAUGAGCGAGACGAGAUCUUGAAAUUAAGACAAGCUGCAUUUAAAAAGGAGGAAGCUGAUUUACAGGGAGAACUAGAAAAGCUAGAAAGGGAGCGGAAUCUUCACAUACGAGAGCUGAAACGUAUUCAUAACGAGGACCAGUCCACAUUCAGAGACCACAAGGUUCUUAAUGAUCGCUAUCUUCUACUAAGACUCCUCGGCAAGGGAGGAUUCAGUGAAGUGUACAAGGGGUAUGACCUGAAGGAACACAGAGAUGUGGCAUGUAAGAUUCAUCAACUAAGUAAAGAAUGGAAGGAGGAUAAGAAGGCCAAUUACAUCAAACAUGCUUUGAGGGAGUAUGAGAUCCAUAAGAGUUUAGAUCAUGCGAGAGUUGUCAAGCUCUACGAUGUCUUUGAGAUCGAUGCUAACUCAUUCUGCACUGUUCUAGAAUUCUGUCCUGGGAAUGACCUUGACUUCCAUCUGAAGCAACACAAGCUGAUGGUUGAGAGAGAAGCACGUUGUAUUAUUAUGCAGGUGGUGAGCGCCCUCAAGUAUCUCAACGAGAGGAAGCCGCCCAUCAUUCACUACGAUCUCAAGCCAGGUAAUAUUCUACUGUGCCAUGGAUCGACGUGUGGUGCCAUCAAGCUGACCGACUUUGGUCUGUCUAAGGUGAUGGAUGAUGAGCAUUUUAAUUCCCAGGAAGGGGGUAUGGACCUCACUUCACAGGGUGCUGGGACAUACUGGUAUCUCCCACCUGAGUGCUUUGUAGUUGGCAAAGAACCUCCAAAGAUCUCCUCUAAGGUGGAUGUCUGGUCCACUGGUAUUAUAUUCUACCAGUGUCUCUAUGGUAAAAAGCCAUUUGGUCACAACCUAUCUCAAGCAUCUAUCUUGGAGCAGAAUACCAUCCUAAGAGCCACUCAAGUCCAGUUUAGUCCAAAGCCAACGGUCAGCCAGGAAGCAAAGGACUUCAUCCGUCGUUGCCUGAUGUACCGCAAAGAGGAUCGCGCAGACGUCCUAGCCCUGGCCAAGGAUCCCUACCUAAUGCCUUCCAACAAGAAGAGUUCUGCAGCGGCUGCAGCUCACGCCUCGGCUGCAGCGGUCAGUAGCCCCCAUAAUCAACUAAGCAAUUCAGAGAACUCCACUUAAUCCUACCCUACCAAGGUUCUGCCAUGCCAAGGUUCCAUCAUGCCAAGGUUCUGCCCAACCAAGGUUUCGCCAUGCAAAGGUUCUGCCCAAUCAAGGUUCUGACCAAUGAAGGUUCUGACCGUGCAAGGUUCUGGCCAACCAAGGUUCUGCCAUGUGUGUAAUCGGGGGCAGAUCUAGUUGGAUUAGACGUAAUACUUCGGAUGGCAGGGAUGUAGUCCAAGCCGGCCCUGAGUCCGCAUUUUGCUGCCUUGACCUUGGUCUGAGUCGCGUGUACGAAGUCUAUGGGAGAAUGUUUUCUCAAGUGGCCUUGACUACAUCCCUGUUGGAUGGGCCCACCAUUGUGUUCAAACUGUAUUGCAAUUUAAAUGUUGUUUUAUCUGAUCCUGCUGGAUCUGCCUCUGGGUGUAUUCCCACUGCAUGCUAUGGUCCGUCUGUGAUCGAUAUGCAGAGUCAUCGGAAGCCCAUUAGUAGGAGAGGGUACAAGCAAACAAUUCUAGGCAAAAUACUUUGUGAGCCAGGAAUCAUGAGCAAUAAGUGAAAAAAAUAUCUGACAGUCAUCAUUGUUCUUUGAGCCUCAUAAUGGUUUGCUUGAUUUACAUUAUUCUUCUUUCAGUAAUCCAUGUUUUGGGGCAAAAUUGUUUAAUUGGCUGCACUAAAAACAAUCAGUCUUUGGUCAAGUCUUACCCAAAUCCGUGCAUAAAAGAAACACAAAUUUGCACAAGGUCCAAUCGAUUUCUUUGCCAUUUCAGGGGCAAGAGGUGCUCUAUCUCUUUAAAAGAGUCCUGUAUGUCCUGAAGUUGACUUCACGGUUCACUCGACCACUUGAGGCUUUUCUUUUGCAAAAUUGUAGGCCUUUUCAGGCUUUAUAUUGUAUAGUACAUGUAGGGACUUGCCAUGCUCUGUUGGGUGUGCCACAAAGGCUUUACCUACUGGAACUUGUUCGUAGUGCUCAGCCAGCUACACAAGGAAAUAUCACUUAGCACAAGAAGGGGUCACCAGUCGUGCUUAAAGUUAUUUGUGACUUACGAACAGCUUUAGGAAAGGACCACCAGGCUUCUUUUCAUGCCAUUCACUACUCGGUCUUGUAAUACAAACGUUAGCGAUUGAUCGUAGUUUUGAUUUUUUACGAUGGAUUGUACAUUGUGGUCAUUGCAAUCAAUCAUUAUAAACUGUUCUACAAUGAUUGCUAAGCUUCGUGUUACAGGCCCCUAGACAUCAUUUCUUAUUGACUGUCUAGACCUCUGUUCAAAUUUGCCUACAUUUCAAUAUUUGAUAUCUGAUCUUUAGAUUCUUCCAAAAGCAUAUCGCAGUUGGACCACGAGAGUAUGCAGCAUGCCUUUUCUAACACGCAAUAUUCAGACGCAGAUUUGGUGCGGUCCUUUAAAAAGACUAAAGUCUAUUAAUGACGGCAUACUGUGGCAUUGAAAUCAUGAUAUUUUAUCAUGCCAGAGUGUUUGAUAGUGGUAUAAAUAGUAACAUUAUGUAAGCAUUAAGAGAAACCCUUCAUGUUCCCCCUAGCUUUUUACCUAGUGGAAGGACAUUGUCAGUAUUUGGAAAUGUUGAUGAUUAUGGUUAUGAUAUGAUAUUAAUGAUAACUUCAUAAUGUAAAAUUACAAGUCAUGUAGUUUUGUGGAUAUCAGGAUUAAAUCAAGCCUUGCUAUGGCCGAUCAAGUCCUAGUGUUCCUAUUUAAAGUUUAUUUUUCUUUGCAAUAAACACAUACUUGGAGAUGCUUUCUGUACCAUUCUGCGCCAUUUUGAAUGUCAAAGAUCACCUAUUUUUUCUCCUAACCGCUAUUCUUAUCUGUCCAGAAUACCAUUCUUAAAAUAUUAUGUUCUGUUGUGUACAGCACAGGGAAAAAAAGAUGCUCUGGGGUUCAGGCGACUUCCCCCCAAAUUGCUCAAAAGAGCCAUGGAAAAUAAUAAAAGAAAAAGAUUCCAAGAAAAUUCUCAUUCACUGCAAUGUUAAAGCUUCUUGGAGCUUGGCUGCCAUCAUUUCAUUUAAGAAAUUUGUAGGAUCUUUUCCUCGUAUUCAAAAUAAUGUGAUCAUUGUUGUGUGGAAACUGUUAAAUUUGUCUGUGAAUUUUUCAAUGAUGGCAAUAACAGAUUGCAUUUUUGUUACUAAAAUUACUGAUUUGAUGUGAACCAAGGAACUUGGGUAAAUCUGUGUGAAUCUUGUGUGACCAUAGAAAUAAUUUUGACAUCUCAGAUGAAAUUCUACCGGAAACUGUGGAAGAAGCCCAUCACACAUGCUUUGAGUAAUGUGGGCUCUCUAACAUAUAGUUUUGCAAUCAAUCGCCAAGUACUGGUACCAAUCAUGGCCAUACGCAGCAGGGGAAGGGGGGGGGGGCAGAUACAGAAUAUGAGAAACCUCCAUUUUUUUUUACUGAAAAUUCUUACAAACUUCACCAAAUCUGACAGAAAUCCUCAAUUAAGUGAAAUGCAAAAACGCCGCAGCUCGUUUGCUUCAGUCUCUCACGUUCAAACUUAUAAAGAAAAAUAUGGUAAUAUGUCUGCCCCCCCCCCCCUUCUGGGAAAAUGACUGAUUUUGGCCAUAAUGCAAAUGUCCAAUCAAGACCACUGUUGCGUGCACUCUUUGUUCAAAACACUGACCAGGAACCAAUCAGAAUGGUUCUUUCAUAUUUGCAAGUCAUCGUAAAUCUUUGUUACAGGACCUUUGGCAUGAACAAAAUGCUUGUGGAAAGUCUGUUUAUGCAGACUCCACUGUAUUCAAAUCCUAGCUAGCAGUUGAACAGAGAAAACAGUUGAAGGAGCCACAGUGACAAAAUAAUGUAAUGUCCAAAGGAUGCGUAAAUCAUGACAGCGGGCGAAUUAGUCUUUCACGUUUGUGUUUCAGUUACAUCAUUGCAUAGAUCAGGGGUUUGAGAGUUCAGAUUUUUAUCUGAUUUCAGAUUUUUUUCCUUUUUUUCAGCUUAAUUUCAGCUUAUUUUUGGCCUUCCUCUGUACAAAAAGUAUGGGAGCUCUUUCUAUUUCAGACUUUUUCAACACUCUUCAGCUUUUUUCAGAUCUUUUUAUUUGUGACCACUCACACCCCUGCAUGAUAUUAAUACACCUCGUGUAGCUAUGGGCCACACAAAGUACAUGUAGUUCACUGGUUUGGAAAGAUAUAUGGCAAGACUAUGCAAGUAAAAAGAAGGCAAUAGAAAGUGAUCAGUCACAGACGUGAACUUACUCUGCUGCAAGUUUUAUAUUGGCUGAAGUAAAUGGAGAGACGAGUCCAUAUAUGAGUUCAGUUGUGUAGAAAGUUUAUGAAAUGAUUUAUUUUUUCUUCAAAAAUAGCUCGCAUAAUAGAGUAGGUCAUGCUUAUGUAGUUAGUACAUGUACGAUGAUUUAUUUCACAGUAUGUGAACUUCAGCCAUAUGUAUGAAGGUUCAUUGUUCCAGUCAUGGCCUUUGGAUAUUUGAUUGAAUAACGUUAGAUGUGCUUUUAUUCUAGAAUUUUCUUUUAUUGUAUUAUCAAAAUACGAAGCCCCGAUGAUUUAAGUCCUUAUGUCAUGCAAAUGGAGUGAUUUGUAGAGAAGUAGAUAGUAGUCUUCCUUCUUUCUUUCUUUUUUUAUGUUAGCACUUGAAUAUUUAGGGGAAAAAUACUUUGAUAAUAUUUUUAUGUUCAUUCAUGAUCCAACUUUUUAGGUGUGUAUCUUGUUUCGAUUUUCCAAUUCUCUUGCCAAGUUUAAAUCAGUUCCAUCAGGGUUCUACCUACUUAUAUGUGAGAAGCAUAAUCAGUUAAAUGUUAAUAAGUUGAAGGCUUUGUGUAAAUCUUCCUUGUAUGUAAGAAUCAUGUAGGAAACGGGAAUAUUGAUAUAUUUGAUGUUGCAUUCAUGCUGAGAAAACGAGACUCCAAACUGAUUGAUGGUACUUGUACGUCGUCAAACAUAUGCAUAAAAAGUAUAGGUUAUGUUGCCCUCGAACAGGGUCGCUAUAUUUUUCCCCUAAAAUUACAAAUAAAGUUAUUGUGCGAAAAUAUCAGAUUUGAGCAAAGAAUUGGCUUAAAUUUUUGAAUUUGUAUUCAAUGUCUGAAAAAGCACUUUUGCAUUUUGACCGCAUGAAGAUAUUAUCCCAUACAUUAUUUUCUAUGUACAGUGCAGCAGUGAAGGUAUUAAAAAAUCCAUGGCCAGGCCCAACUUUAUGAUUUUGGGCUUACGAGGGCAGCACAACAAGUUUUGUAUUUUGGCCUAAUUUAACAUCUGUGGUUGGGCUGGAGCAUGUUUUUGUUGUGACUGUAUCACAAGUUUGUAAGAUAAGCAAGUUUGCUUUAACCAAAGUCGGGCCAUGUAAAUAAGAUAUUUUAAACAUUCACCUUUGGUCCUGUAAUACUAAUGAUAUAUCCUAUAUUUGAAAAUGGCUUUAUGUCAUAGCCACAAGGUGAAGUCUUGAACGUUGUAACAAAAUUUUAAGCUACAUGGUAGCUUUCUAUGUGUGUGUUAGUAUAAGUGGUGUGAUCAGAAAAGCCCAGAUGUUUUGACUCAACUUACCAUAAGUCUGGAUUGUGAAGAUAAGCUCCCUGCUGAAAAAAAUAGUUUUGCUCUAUUCCCCCUUUUUAUGUUUAUAGCUUUAUCGUUAUGUUGUCAUAGUUUAGUUUAUGUGUACUCCUGUAAGGCAUCAAAGUGUGAUAUGAAAUGAGCAUUUUGAAUGUGAAGUGGUUUUUCUCUGUUGCUUUAUGUCGCCAAAUCUUUAGAGCUUAAAUCUACAAUGAACAACACAGAAAUUAUAUUCAAAUCAUGACAUAGCAGUGGUCAUGUGAAAAGGUAUUUUACCUAGUCAAUAGAUCUGUUCAUAUGUUUCACUAUUAUUGACUUGGUUUCUGAUGAGAAGGGUGGGGGGCACUUAAUCCUGCUUGUGUUUUACAGACUUUGUACUGCACUUUGAAGCAUUAUUUAUCAACUCUAUCAUGAAUCACAGAUUGAAAGUAAACGGCUUUUGUUUCGUUCAAAGGCGCAGAUCCAGCUGGCUUGGACACUACCAUUUCUGGGCCAUAUUGCUUUUGCACAAUAAUCAGGCUCUCAAAAUUAUUGCUUCUGAUCUGGCUCGAUCUGCGCCUUCUCCCUUGACCUUAUUUCAUGAAUAAUGUAUUUGGAUAGGAACUGUCUCUGACAAACUGCUAUCAGAUAAAAAAAAUUACCAAAUUUCAAUCAUGUUACUAGUUUUUUUACACAAGACCUUGGUUGUGUUGCUUUGUAGUAUUAUAGGUUUUUUUUAAAGAGUAUUCAUAGUAGAUAGUGUAAAUAUUCUGUUUACAGGGAAUUGAGCAGUAGCUAGAUGUAGAUGAAAUGCACAAUACAUAAAACAAAUAAUGCACAUGCACUA
Messenger RNA from Lytechinus pictus (painted urchin), 7570 nucleotides. RefSeq names its product serine/threonine-protein kinase tousled-like 2. NCBI's taxonomy places the organism in Eukaryota, Metazoa, Echinodermata, Echinoidea, Temnopleuroida, Toxopneustidae. The transcript has 18 exons. The coding region runs from base 153 to 2249 and encodes 698 amino acids. Gene Ontology annotation, biological process: peptidyl-serine phosphorylation; intracellular signal transduction; chromosome segregation. Gene Ontology annotation, molecular function: ATP binding; protein serine/threonine kinase activity. The record is from RefSeq and is a predicted model, not a curated record. Gene Ontology annotation, cellular component: nucleus.